AUGCCGUCAGAGGAGCGUAAGUCCACCGAAUCAGCGGAAGAAUCUCCUGGCAAGAGACGUCGACGGUCGCCAACGCCGGGUGUGCGGUCGCCCGCCUACUCAGACAUAUCCGACGACGCCGCCCCGGCCGAUCCCGCCGCCGAUUCCGAUCCCGCGCACAGACCGUUCCCGGUAUACCACCAGUACUAUGGACAACCACCGUACCUGCCCCCCGCACACUCGGCCCCCGCCCCCGCGACGGAUAAGGCCAAGGAUGAUCUCACUAAAGGAGACCCCAAGAUUGAUCACAAAGACAACAAACAAGACAGUGGUCCUCAAAAGGUGUUGCCACAGCAUUUCUACCCGUACAAUUAUGUUCCGAAUUUUCCCUACAACGUGGAGCCAGGAGGGCCGCCCCCGGGCGCCCCCCUAGAAGACAAGGGAAAAGACAAUGACCGCUCUAAGACAACUCCUAGUCCGUUAGACAAGAGUAAGCAGCCGAGGCCUAACGAUGGCAAAGAUAGUCAAGGCAGACCGAAUGAUAACCACCAAAUAUUGAAGGAGAGUAUCGAGAUGAAGGCCCAGAUGGGCUCGUAUGCGUUUCAAAGGCCACCUCAUGCGAGAGAAGACGAGUUGAGAAGAUAUUAUAUGACGCUAGAACAGAGAAGGAAAGAUGGUGGAGGUGACGGUAAGCCGGCGCAGGGGGGCCCGCCCGGAAUCCCGCAGGGGGCCCCGCCCGGCGCCUCCCCCGCGCGCCCCCCGCCGCAACACCCGCUCAAACCACCGCAAAAGGAAAAGGAUGACAAGCCCAAGGAGGAAGUUAAGGUGAAGCAGGAAGGUCAGAAGCCUACGACGGAGACACAAGGGCCUCCGCCGCCGCCUACGUCACAGUACUACCUCCCUCCUUACAUGCAGCCGCCUCAUUAUGGUGCAUUACCGUUCGACACUGUCUACAGACCGCCAUUAAGCCCUAUGCUAGUGGGUGGGUUUGGUGGUGGAUGGACGGUACCCCGGUACCACGCGCCCGAGGAUCUCUCUAGGCCGGGCGCGCCGGGGAAACUGGAGCUGUUGCCGGGACACGGCGCACAGUACUACGGCGGGCACGGGACACACGGCGGGCACGCGGGACACGCGGGGCACACGGGACAUGCUGGUCACGCGCCCCACAAGAUCCACGAGUUGCAGGAGCACGCCAAGUCUCCGGCGGGUAAGGCGGCGGCGCCUCCCCCGCGCGCCCCCGACGCGGGCAAGGAGUCGGCGCGCAGCCCCCCGCCGCAGCGGCACGUGCACACUCACCACCACACGCACGUUGGUCUCGGGUACCCUCUCUACCCGCCCCCAUACCCCGGUCAGUAA
Molecule: messenger RNA, 1335 nt
Organism: Diatraea saccharalis (sugarcane borer)
Lineage: Eukaryota; Metazoa; Arthropoda; Insecta; Lepidoptera; Crambidae
Source: the annotation of a GenBank genome assembly